AUGACUUCUGAAAGAUCUAAACAUAGAAAAAUAGCUGAAGUGGUAUCAAAACUUUUUCAAGAAUCUUCAACUUUAAAUAUACAGAAUCAGGAUGUUUAUCCAUAUAGUAGCAAUAUGUUUUUUGAUUCUUCAUAUUUACAUGGAAUAAGAGAACAAGUUGACAGUAAUUUGGAACCUAACGAAUUUUUAACUAAUUCUAAUUAUUCUGAUAAUAGUUUAGCUGUUAUGGAGACUGAAAUUAGCGAAAUAGAAAAUAACAAAAACACUAUUGAAUUACUUACAGAUGAUAGUAAUGAAUGGUCUCCUGAGUCAUUUAUUUCUGAUGAUUAUAAGAGUGAUGAAAGUAAUGACAGCGAAAAAUUGCCUCAUAAACUUGCUAAUUGGGCAUUAAGCUUCAAUAUAACACAUGCUGCUUUGAACAGUUUGUUACCUUUAUUAAGAGAAUAUGGGUUAAGUUUGCCUAAAGAUUCAAGAACACUUCUUCACACCCCCCAAAAUAUAGAUACAAAAAUUGUCGCGGGCGGAGAGUAUUACUAUUUCAGCAUGCAGUAUUGGCUUUUAAUAAUGUUUAAAAACAAUUCAAUAGAAUCAAACAACAACCAACUUACCAUUCACAUUAACAUUGAUGGUAUACCUAUAUUCACCAGUUCCAGUACUUCUCUUUGGCCAAUUUUAGGUACUCUUAUUGAAGCUGGAGCAAUAGUAUUUCCAAUAGCAAUUUAUUGACAAAAAACCAAAUUCUAUUCAUGAAUAUCUAGAAGAUUUUUUGGUUGAGAUUAAAGCUCUUACUGAAAAUGGUUUUACCCAUGAAAAUGUAAAGUAUGAUGUAAAGCUUGCUGCAAUUAUAUGUGAUGCACCAGCAAGAGCAUUUGUGAAAUGUAUAAAGGGUCACAAUGGUUAUAAUUGUUGUGAGCGUUGUGUUCAAAAAGGAGAGUGGUGUGGCAAAAUAAUCCUUCCGCAUACAUCAGCAACUUUAAGGACUGAUUCAGAUUUUCGUUAUCAAAAUAGUUUGGAACAUCAUAUUGGUGUGUCUCCUUUAAUUGAGUUGGGUUUUGACAUGGUAUCAAAAUUUCCUUUAGAUUACAUGCACCUAGUAUGCGAAGAAUCAUCAACUUAUGGUUAAAUGGUCCCAGAUCAUGUUCACAUUGGCUGUUGGCAAUAUUUGUCUAGUGGUGUGAGUUGACUACAGAACGUCUCCAAUUUUAGUUAAUGACUCCAAUUAAAUAAACUCCUUUAAUGGCAGGUCUUAUUGAAAAAGAUAUUGUAUGAAGAAAAAAGUGCUUAAAGAAGUGGUUUUCACAAAGAUUUUAAUUCAUGAUUACGAUACGAUUCACGAUUAAAGAAUAAAAAUGUAAUUUUAAUGUGCUUUUUGUUUGAAAUAAAUAAGCAUAUAAUAUGAA
Hydra vulgaris (swiftwater hydra) is the source of this 1400-nucleotide messenger RNA. NCBI's taxonomy places the organism in Eukaryota, Metazoa, Cnidaria, Hydrozoa, Anthoathecata, Hydridae. The record is from RefSeq and is a predicted model, not a curated record.